This is a messenger RNA of Centruroides sculpturatus (bark scorpion), 755 nucleotides long. RefSeq names its product ankyrin repeat and SOCS box protein 13-like. The record is from RefSeq and is a predicted model, not a curated record. Gene Ontology annotation, biological process: protein ubiquitination; positive regulation of protein catabolic process. The transcript has 4 exons. NCBI's taxonomy places the organism in Eukaryota, Metazoa, Arthropoda, Arachnida, Scorpiones, Buthidae. Gene Ontology annotation, molecular function: protein binding. Bases 111 to 719 code for a protein of 202 amino acids.
CAUUAUGGCAGACGACAGGAAGGUAAACAAUGUAUUGAAAUAAUUUUCGAUGUAAAGCGAUUUAUAUGUAUGAAAAUAUGGUACAGUCGCAUGUUUAAUGUUAUUUAAUCAUGAAUUUAGAAGAAAACGGGGAUAUUCCUCAACAUGUGUACCAGUGUAGUGAUCUUGGAUUUUAUCCAUUGCAUGUAGCUGCUGCAUCAGGUAAUUAUUUCAAUCUAAGAGAACUGUUAAGAGAAGGUCAUUCUCCAAAUUCCACAAAUUUUGAUGAUCUAACUCCAUUACAUGUGGCAUGUUUGCAAGGAAAGACAGAAUGUGCAGAAUUAUUGUUAAAUUUUGGAGCAAGAGUAAAUGCGCGUAGUAUUGAUGCUAGUACUCCUCUUUGCGAUGCUUGUGCUGGUGGUAGUGCUGACUGUGUACGUUUGCUUUUAAAACAUGGAGCAGAAGUAAAUCCAUCAUUAUUAUUAACAUCACCUUUACAUGAAGCUUCAUUAAAAGGUGCCCUUGUAAAUGCUACAAAAAUUCAUCAAACACCACUACAUAUAGCAGCUAGUAAUAACUAUUUUCAAACAGCCAAGGUGCUUUUGGAAUAUGGAGCAAAUGUGUUUGCUCUCAAUAAUCAAAAUAAAAAACCAAGAGAUUUACUUCAUCAACAGUCAGGAUUAUUUUAUGAUGAAUUACUUAGGCUUGAAUGUGAGUUUGUAUCUUUUUUUUUUAUUUGAUUUGUUGAAAUAUAAAUUAAAUUUUUGCCAUCAACA